CAAAGUCCGGCGAGGCUGGAGCGCGGCGCGCAGGGAGCGGGCGGCCGCCGCCGCCGCCGCCCCGGCUCAUGCCCCGCGGCGCAGCCCCGCGGCCCCGCAACGGGAGGAUGUGGCUCCUCGGCGUCGCUGCAACUUUCUGCGGAUUGCUGCUGGCGCCGGGCGGCGCGCUGCAAAUCCAGUGCUACCAGUGCGAGGAAUUCCAGCUCAACAACGACUGCUCCGCGCCCGAGUUCAUCGUCAACUGCACCGUGAAUGUCCAGGACAUGUGUCAGAAAGAAAUCAUGGAGAAAAGUUCAGGAAUCCUGUAUCGCAAAUCCUGCGCGUCUUCUGCAGCUUGUCUCAUAGCCUCCGCUGGAUACCAGUCUUUCUGUUCCCCGGGGAAAGUGGACUCCGUUUGUAUCAGUUGCUGUAACACACCACUCUGCAACGGCCCUCGACCAAAGAAGAGAGGAAAUUCCGGCACAGUGCCUAGGGCAGGCAUGAUAACUACUAUUUUGUUCCUUAAAUUGGCUCUUUUAUCAUUGUAUUGCUAAACUUUGAGGAUGCUUUAUUGUCCUGGCAUUGUUUGUUCUGUGUCUCCCUUUCUUCGAAGGAUGCUGCUCUUUUGCUUUUUGCUUCCAAAUCACUAAAGAGAAGUUUGGUCCAAGAGGGGUUUUUUUUGUUCGUUUUCUUGUUUGGUCAGCAACUAAUGAAUUCAAGUACCAGAUGGAAUCUCUUGUGCACUUUAAAAAAAACCCACAAAAACAAACAAACAAAAAUCCUAACAACAGCACGCACGACUCUUGCUUCAUUUGUGUAGUUGGAAACAAGUCUACCAGAAAUACUACUUAAAA
Molecule: messenger RNA, 833 nt
Organism: Alligator mississippiensis (American alligator)
Lineage: Eukaryota; Metazoa; Chordata; Crocodylia; Alligatoridae
Gene: LYPD1
Product: LY6/PLAUR domain containing 1
Exons: 3
Coding region: 69-533 (154 amino acids)
Biological process (GO): acetylcholine receptor signaling pathway
Molecular function (GO): acetylcholine receptor inhibitor activity
Source: RefSeq, a predicted model, not a curated record